Molecule: messenger RNA, 319 nt
Organism: Acomys russatus (golden spiny mouse)
Lineage: Eukaryota; Metazoa; Chordata; Mammalia; Rodentia; Muridae
Gene: Rps28
Product: ribosomal protein S28
Exons: 4
Coding region: 32-241 (69 amino acids)
Biological process (GO): translation; maturation of SSU-rRNA; ribosomal small subunit assembly
Cellular component (GO): cytosolic small ribosomal subunit; ribosome
Molecular function (GO): structural constituent of ribosome
Source: RefSeq, a predicted model, not a curated record
CGUGACCCCUCUCCGCCAGAUCGCCGCCAUCAUGGACACGAGCCGCGUGCAGCCCAUAAAGCUGGCUAGGGUAACCAAAGUGCUGGGCAGGACCGGUUCGCAGGGACAGUGCACGCAGGUGCGUGUGGAAUUCAUGGAUGACACCAGCCGCUCUAUCAUCCGAAACGUCAAAGGCCCCGUUCGAGAGGGUGAUGUGCUCACCCUGUUGGAGUCAGAAAGAGAGGCUCGGAGGUUGCGCUGACCCUGCUGCUGGGUCCUAGAUAUCCACCACUUAACCCAUGGAAUGACCUGCAACUGUUAAAUAAAGCAUUUGUAUUUU